AUGUGGAAGUAUGUAAGUGAUAAAAGCACAAAAAAACACAAUACAUGUAUUUUCAAUUUCAAACAUUACUUCUCUAUUUCGGCAGCUGUGCGAAGGCAAAUUCGAAAACCAGAGGUUGCAUUUCAAGCAUCUUUAACAAAAGAAUCGGCGACAUUUAAAUUGUACGAUACAAUAAUCUUCAACAACGUGCUCACAUAUAUUAACAGUGCAUACAACAAACAUACUGGCAUCUUCAUUGCGUCUGUAUCCGGAACUUACACCUUUAACACAAAUAUCGUGUCAGAGAAAAGACAUUAUGUCGAAGCUAGUAUUAAAGUGAAUGACAUGGUGACUGUUUCAGCAAUUAGUGAUCAUAGAAUCUCUCGAGAUGGCGGGUAUUUUACUACGUGGGACCAAGGAAAUGCAGUAGCUAUUUUACGGCUAAAAACAGGGAACAUAGUGUCAGUUUCUGUACAGUGGCCACAUGGAAGCCAUGUUAUACAUGGCUUUGGAAAAUCUAGUUUUUCUGGAUAUUUGUUGAGAUCACAUGAACGUCUUUGA
Molecule: messenger RNA, 540 nt
Organism: Mercenaria mercenaria
Lineage: Eukaryota; Metazoa; Mollusca; Bivalvia; Venerida; Veneridae
Product: cerebellin-3-like
Exons: 1
Coding region: 1-540 (179 amino acids)
Molecular function (GO): protein binding
Source: RefSeq, a predicted model, not a curated record